This is a messenger RNA of Symbiodinium sp. CCMP2456, 1005 nucleotides long. The record is from the annotation of a GenBank genome assembly. Lineage: Eukaryota; Dinophyceae; Suessiales; Symbiodiniaceae.
AUGGACCGCGCACCACAGGUGCCAUACCGAUGUUUGGUUCCAGCAGAUGCAGUGUCGUUCCUCAUCGGCAAAGGCGGCGCGAACAUCCGGCAAGUGGGUGAUGCCUCUGGUGCCUCCAUCUCUAUCUCCAAGGAGGGUGACACUCCCAAGACGCUAGCCGAUAAAAUCGUGACUAUAGGUGGUACCCGAGGGUCCAAGGAUGCGGCAUGCAGAGAGGUCGUUCGGAAACUGCGACAAAUGCAGGGGGUUGAAGAAAUGGAGCCGGGGGUUUUCGUUAUCAUCAUCCCGCAGGUCUCUGCGCCAGUUGUCAUUGGCUCCAAGGGGGCUCAAAUCAAGUCAAUCAUGGAACAGUCAGGUGCAGAAAUCAACGUGGGCCGGGAGGCAAUAAUUGGCAUGCCUGACCAGCCCAUUAGCGUCAACGGCACUGUCGAACAGGUAGUUUCUGCUGUUUCCGGCAUCAACAGCGUGCUCCAGGACAUGGUGGAUCGUGGGAAGCUGGAUGUUCAGAAAGACUUCCAGUUUCAAGCGGCUGCUGGUUUAGGCGCAGAGCGACCCAUGGAUGGCUACAUGCCGGCGCAGCCGGCUGCGCCUGCCCCGACGCCAGCCACGCCGGCACCGACAGCAGCAAAGGCUGAUGCGACACCGUGGAGCAACACUGCUCCAACAACGACCGCGAGUUCGGCUGGACUCAAUGGAAAUGCUGCUCGCUCGCCAGGCGAGAAGGCAAGAAGUGGCAGUGAAGAGGCCUUCAUGGCAGCACUGCAGGCAUCUGGCAUCAACAACGCCCAGCUCACAAUUCUGAUAAACAAGGACGUUGUACUCAAUGUGCUGGCACCCCAGGGCCUCAUGAGCGAAGUCGCCCAAAGGUCCGGCUCAAGAAUUGACGUCGGCGACGAAGGUCCUGCCGGCAUGCUGCAGGUCACCUUGAGCGGGGAGAUGGUCGGGAACGCGAUGGCAGCAUUGCUGCUGCAAGAAAAGGCGAUACAAUUUCAGCCGACACAUUGA